AUGGAAAGGCCAAUCUUUCAACCCGUUGGCACUCGCGAAGAAGAACUGGACACCCCUGCCCUCGUAGUGGACCUGGAUGUAAUGGAGCAAAAUAUCGAUACGGUGCACGGGUUUUUCCGAAGAGUAGGGCCUGAUGGGGCGACACUGGAGACGGAAGCUCUAGUCAGGCCGCAUGUAUCCUGCCAUGGUUGCCCGGAGGUAGCCCAGCGCCAGGUGUCGGCAGAUGAAGGCUUGUUGGAUGAGCCGUCCAGUUGCACCGGUGGAAUAGCAGUCAGUUCAUUGGGAGAGGCAGAGGUAUUCGCGGGAACGGGAUUCAACGACAUUCUAAUCGCCGGGCGGGUGGUAACCGUGCCCAAGAUUCGUCGCCUGCUGGCCUUGGCGCGGGACAACUGGAUUUUUUUGGCAGUUGAUAGCUUGCGCAAUGUACAGGAACUGUCGGACGCGGCUGUAGCCGAAGAUGCCAUCCUGGGUAUCUUAAUUGACCUGGAUGCUGGAUACGGAUAUGGGGGGGUGGCGCCCGGCCCUGAUGCGGUGGCCUUGGCUCGAUCUGUUGAUGCGGCGCCUGGCCUGGCGAUCAUGGGAAUCACGGCUAACGAGGGACCGCUGCCCUUCUCCGACCGUACCGAAUUAGAGGCGGAAACCCGCCGACGCUUGCAGGCUGUGGUAGACACCCGAGAACUAAUGGAAAGAGAGGGCUUUGAGGUUCCACUAGUAAGUGUUGGCAACACCUUUGAUUACGAUGUGGUUGCAACCAUUCCCGGCAUAAACGAAGUGCAGGCUGGCACGUAUGCCUUGAUGGAUAUGGAAACCUUGGGUGUGCGCACCGAACUGCAACCCGCUGCCAAGGUUCUGGCGACGGUAAUCAGCCAUCCGGUGGGCGGCAGGGCGGUGGUGGACGCCGGACACAAGACCAUGGGCCCCGAUUUUGGUGUGCCGACGCUGGAGGGCAUCCCCGGGGCUGUGGCGACGAGAUUCAGCGCGGAGCACGGCAUUCUGGAACUGGAUGGAGAUGCCACGGAGCGCUUGAUGCCCAACGACAAGGUGCGUCUCAUACCCCAUAACUUGUCUCUUUGCUUUAAUCAGUUCGAUUACGUCCGCGCGGUACGGGAUGGGAAGCUUGUUGGGUACUGGCCCAUAUCGGCGCGGGGGCAGUUGGGUUAA
Messenger RNA from Geodia barretti, 1161 nucleotides. NCBI's taxonomy places the organism in Eukaryota, Metazoa, Porifera, Demospongiae, Tetractinellida, Geodiidae. The record is from the annotation of a GenBank genome assembly.